Chinchilla lanigera (long-tailed chinchilla) is the source of this 4726-nucleotide messenger RNA. It is a transcript of the gene Unkl, whose product is annotated as unkempt family zinc finger-like. Gene Ontology annotation, molecular function: metal ion binding. NCBI's taxonomy places the organism in Eukaryota, Metazoa, Chordata, Mammalia, Rodentia, Chinchillidae. The record is from RefSeq and is a predicted model, not a curated record.
GUAUCUAAAGGAGUUUAGGACAGAGCAGUGCCCCCUGUUUGUGCAGCACAAGUGCAGCCAGCACAGGCCAUUUACCUGUUUCCAUUGGCAUUUCCUAAACCAGCGCCGCCGCAGACCACUCCGCAGGCGCGAUGGCACCUUCAACUACAGCCCCGACGUGUACUGCUCCAAGUACGACGAGGCCACCGGCCUGUGCCCCGACGGUGACGAAUGUCCCUACCUGCACCGAACGACUGGGGAUACGGAGCGCAAGUAUCAUCUGCGCUACUACAAGACAGGCACAUGCAUACAUGAGACAGAUGCGCGGGGCCACUGUGUGAAGAAUGGGCUGCACUGCGCCUUUGCACAUGGCCCCCUGGACCUGCGGCCGCCUGUUUGCGACAUUAGGGAGCUGCAGGCACAGGAAGCCUUACAGAAUGGCCAGCUUGGUGGUGGGGAUGGUGUACCCGAUCUGCAGCCUGGAGUCUUGGCCAGCCAGGCCAUGAUUGAGAAGAUCCUGGGUGAGGACCCCAGGUGGCAAGACACUAACUUUGUGCUGGGCAGCUACAAGACAGAACCUUGCCCAAAACCUCCACGUCUGUGCCGCCAGGGGUAUGCAUGCCCACACUACCACAAUGGCAGGGACCGCCGGCGGGACCCCAGGAGGUUCUCAUACAGAUCCACCCCCUGCCCUAGCGUGAAGCAUGGUGACGAGUGGGGUGAACCUUCUCGGUGUGACAGUGGGGACAGCUGCCAGUAUUGCCAUUCCCGCACGGAGCAGCAGUUCCAUCCUGAGAUCUACAAAUCUACAAAAUGCAAUGAUAUGCGUCAAACUGGCUAUUGCCCUCGGGGUCCUUUCUGCGCCUUUGCACAUGUUGAAAAGACUCUUGGGACAGCGAGUGACUGGGGCUGCCGAGAUCUCAGCUCUACCAGCAGCACCUCAGCCCAUAGUGGUCAGCCUGGAAAUGCAAAACGGAGAGACUCACCUGCGGAUGGCAGCCAGAAAGCCAGUGAGCCUGAUGGCAAGCAGAACCAUCUUGCUGUGUUCACAGUGGUUCAUCCACUGGCCCCCAGUAUAAGUUCCAGUGUGGCAUCCAGCCUGGCAUCCAGUACUGGCUCAGGUAGCUCCUCCCCCACUGCUCUGCCCGCCCUCCCUGCCCGCGGCCCUGUGCCCGACCCAGCUGGCAACACCGUGGAGGCUGUCCUAGGUUCUGCCUUGGACCUUCAUCUCAGUGACAUAAACAUUGCAUCCCUGGAUAAAGACCUGGAAGAGCACGAUGCCCAUGACCUUGGGCUGACAGGCCCCCGGUCGCUGGCAGGCUCGGCCCCUGUCGCCAUCCCGGGCUCCCUGCCCCGCUCGCCAUCCCUGCACUCGUCCUCCUCCCUGUCCACGUCCCCGCUCAGCUCGCUGUCCCAGUCCUUGUCGGGGCCACUCACCGCCUCAGCCAUGACGCCCCCCCAGCAGCCGCCACCCCUCAGGUCAGAGCCUGCCGCCCUAGGCUCCGCAGCCUCAUCCUACAGCUCUUUAGGUUUGAAUGGCGUUCCUGGGAGCAUCUGGGACUUUGUUUCCGGCAGCUUCUCUCCCAGCCCCUCCCCCAUCCUGAACACUGGCCCUCCGGCCUCAAGUCCAAAUGGUGCCGAGUUGGCCCGGGUCAGGCGGCAGCUGGAUGAAGCCAAGAGGAAGAUCAGGCAGUGGGAAGAGUCUUGGCAGCAGGUGAAGCAGGCCUGUGAUGCAUGGCAGCGAGAGGCUCAGGAGGCCAAGGAGCGGGCCCGUGUGGCAGACAGUGACCGGCAGCUGGCCCUGCAGAGAAAGGAGGAGGUUGAGGCUCAAGUGAAGCAGCUGCAAGAGGAGCUCGAGGGCCUGGGCUUGUUAUCCUCACUGCCUGGGCUACGGAGCUGUGGUGACAUUGGUUCCAUCCCUCUCCCCAAGCUGCACUCCUUACAAAGCCAGCUGCGCCUCGACCUUGAGGCUGUUGAUGGGGUGAUCUUCCAGCUCCGUGCCAAGCAAUGUGUGGCCUGCCAGGAGCGGGCCUGUGGCACUGCCAUGCAGCCCUGCCAGCACCGUGUCCUGUGUGAGCCGUGUGCAGCUAGUGCACCUGAGUGCUCCUACUGCAAGGGCCAACCGCUUCCAUGGUGACUAGAGCCAGCCCUCGCCUUCCACAGCAGUGUCAUCAUUCCUGGUGCCACCAUGUCAGGACGUGAGUUUGCGCCUUGUCCACCUGACAGCCUUUGUAUUUUUCUUACCUACUGUGGCCCACCAGUGGUUUCAAAGUAUUCUCAAAAACCUUAAUAGCACCCAGAAUCCACCGCCCAUCACCAAGGGGCUCUGUGCCUCCAAAGGCUGGACAGGUGGAGUGUGGUUGGGGCCAAGGAUCUGAUGCUGCGGUGGCCAGGCCACUGGGGGCGGGGUCUCAUCAAAGCACUUUGUCAACCAAGGAAUUUAGUUAGAUGUUAUGAAUUGUAUAAGCUGCUUUCUAGAUGUGUUUUUUAAUAUGCGAUAACAUGAAGCUUUAUAUGUGUGCUGUGAACUUGAAAUUUCCUAUUCGUUUACUGUUAAUUCGUAGUCUGGCAGAUAGAUUUCAUAUUCUGAAACUACUUAAGAAAUGAGUGUUUAUCUAGUGAAGAAGCCUAGAUAAGACUAGAUAAAUAGCAUUUUUACAUUUUCAAAUCGAGUGCAAACAAAUAGUAUUUAUAAGCAGAGUGAUUAUUAAAAGACACAUAUACAUUUAGAUGUUUUGAAUUUUAUGAGGAACUAAUUUUCCUAAACAUGUGAAUGUGCACAUGUUGUUGGAGUUUUAUAUUCCAGUAUUGUGAGAUGAUACCGAGAGCUCUGCCCUGUACUUAGUGAUCCGUGGCCACUUUUUCUAAGUGCCUGUGCCUUGCAAAAGUGAAGGAGACGGUCCGCUUGGUUUUGUUUUUUCACUUGAAACUCUACAAGAGAAUUUGACGCUAAUGAAAAAGGCAACCGAAGGGACCAGGUACUAAUAGAUUUUGAAGUUCACUUUGGAAGAAGCCAAGUUAUGACAACUUAGAUCUGUAAUGGGCAAUGGUGCUUUGUAACCUCUGAGAUGUCUGGGGCAUCCUGGCUCUGCUGAGUGUGUGGGCUGUGAAUUAGGAGCCUUCCCUUUCCUGCAUCUGUCACUGCCUGCAACUUCUGCCUCAAGAGAUGCUAUAGAGGCCGUGUGGAGCCCUGGGUUACAGCGCUAGCCACACCUUCACCUGACCCGUGCAUCCCUAAUCAGAGUUUAUCCGUGUGACCAGUGAGGUGCCUCCAGGGCCUGGGCCCUGGCUGUGCGGCAUCUCCUCUGCCCAUCAACUCCUGGGUGACUGCAGGUCUCUUGAUGGCAGGCCUCAGGCUUGUGACAGGAAUGUUGCUGAGAAUGUAUUCAACAUGAUGAUGGAAGUGCUCUCGGGUUAGGACUGGAACUGUGCCUGGAAAUCUGAGAAGAGCGAGCUGUGUGUUGUCCACAGAGACCUUGCCCUCAGCCAGCCGAGCUGGGCAGCAGUUCUCUUUAGGCAGCUGGAGAGGGUGGGCUUUGCCCCUGGCUGGAAGGGUCACCUGUUUCUCCUCCCUUGUGGCUUUGCCAAAGACUUUUAAUAGCAUUUUUUAAAGUGCAAAGUGACUAGGUAAACAUUUUUAUCAGUGACCAAAUUAGAAUGUAUUUAAUAUAGGAGAUUUAAAAGCAUUUUUAAAUAUAAGACAAACUGAUAGAAAAGUUCUAUCAUUUUAAAGGCAGUGGAUCCAUGACAUUCCGCAGCUAUUAUGCUACUAAUGGUAACUGUUGACUUGGUUUUAGUGAAUCUCGUUUUUAAUUAUAGUGAUUUAUUAGCUCAGUAUCUAGAAAUUACGUAUAUUUUGUGCUACUGUUAUCACUGUUUAAGAUUGUUUAUUUUUAUUAAUAUUUAUGCACUUGUUUCCCACUUUAGGCCUUUGGUCUGUGGGAUAACAGGACAAUGUUUAUUGGUAUAUAGCUUAGACAUUUUCAAAUUAUAAACAAAUAAGAACCAUUAAGCUUUAGAUCUGUCUAUAAGCUACUCUGGUCAGUUUUCACUAUGGAAUACGGCCAGUGCUCUGGAGCUUCUCUCCAGGGCUAAUGUUCUAGGGUGAGAGCAAUGGCUGGGAGCUGGCAACUGGAUCCCACAGUGGGGUGCCUGGCCCUGAGCACCCACUCUCCUGGGAUUAGGACAGGCUGAAGACAGGUAUACAGGGGAGACCAAAGAACUACCCAGGAGUGAGCCAACAAUGUGGGAAGACCACGGGGAGCUGUUCACUGUGGGUUCUUCCCACGCUGCCUGUGGUCUCAGAGGUUGAUACUACAUGACCAGGAGCCCAGCUGGGGAUGGACAGGCUCCCAGUCCAGAUGGAGGUGUGGUCUUGGUGUGGGAGCUGAAGCUGUGGGGUAAGCAGCAAUGCGGUUCUUUGCCUGUUGUCUUUUGACUCUAGUGUGAAAUAUUAGUAAAUGAUAGUGUUGCAGCGUUCAUGCACCCAGUUUGGACACUUCAUGUGGAUUAAUUUAUGGAAGCCCUGUGUUUUUAUUUUGAGCAUUUAGAUCAGAAUGUUAUGUGAAUGGAAUUUUCUUAACCCAGAAGGUCAUAUUUAUAAUGCAUAAUCAUUUACUUGUAGUGAAUUGUUUAAACAUGUUAACACUUGUUUAAAUUUUUUUACACUAUAGCAUUUAUGCAAUGGUUUACAGAAUUCAUGGAAUUAUUUUUAUCAGUAUGGGAAUUAAUUAAAACUUUGAAUCUU